AUGCGUCUGUCUGUUCUUCUCGCCCUUCUCCCCGCCGUCCUUGCGGCCCCCUCUAAGCGCAAUGAGCCUGCUGCUCUCACAAUGGCUGCCUUUGAUGGCAUUGCAGAUCAAUACAUUGUCCGUUUCAAGGAUGGAAGUGCUCUGUCAGCGAUGGACAGCGCCAUGGGCAUGCUCAAAGAUGAGCCUAUUGCCAAGUAUGGUGCUCUAAUCCAGGGCUUUGCCGCCAAGAUGGACGCCGACACACUGGACCUCAUCCGCAACCACCCUGAUGUUGACUUCAUUGAGCAAGAUGCCAUGGCCAGGGCAACGGUUCUCCCUGAAUCCAUGAACCAAGACCCUUCUGGCCAGGAAAUUGUCACCCAGAGUGGUGCUACAUGGGGCAUUGCGCGCCUGUCUUCCAAGGAGCCUGGUGCCAAAGACUACAAGUAUGACUCCAGUGCUGGAGAAGGCACUUGCUCAUACAUUCUCGACACCGGCAUUGACGGUAGCCACGCCGACUUUGACGGUCGCGCAAAGAUUGUCAAGAACUUCACUAACAGCCCUGAUGGCGACAAGCACGGUCACGGCACUCACUGUGCUGGCACAGUAGGCAGCAAGACAUACGGCGUUGCCAAGAAGACUCAGCUGUUCGGUAUCAAGGUCCUCGGUGACAACGGCAGUGGUUCGUGGUCCGGUAUCAUCUCGGGUAUCGAGUACGUCGCCAGCGACUCCAAGAACCAGAAGUGCCCCAAGGGCGUCAUGACCAACUUCUCGCUCGGCGGGCCCAAGCAGAAGUCUGUCGACGAUGCCAUCACUGCUCUCUCCAAGGAGGGUAUCUUUGUUGCGGUAGCGGCCGGCAACGAUAACAAGGACGCAGCCAACUAUUCUCCUGCUGGUGCUGAUGACAUCUGCACUGUCGGUUCGACAGAUUCUUCUGACGGAAAGUCGAGCUUCUCAAACUGGGGUUCUACCCUCGAAAUCUUUGCUCCUGGUAGUGGCAUUACCUCUACCAAGUCUGGUGGUGGUAGCACCCAGAUGUCUGGCACAUCUAUGGCGGCCCCCCACAUUGCCGGCCUCGCUGCCUAUUUCGCUGCCAAGGAUGGUGGUAAGGGCCAGGAACUCUGCAAGAAGAUCCAGUCGGCUGCGCUCAAGGACAAGAUCAAGGACCCCCGUAGCGGCUCUCCUAACCUUCUCGCCUUCAACGCCGUCGAAUAA
This is a messenger RNA of [Torrubiella] hemipterigena, 1194 nucleotides long. NCBI's taxonomy places the organism in Eukaryota, Fungi, Ascomycota, Sordariomycetes, Hypocreales, Clavicipitaceae. The record is from the annotation of a GenBank genome assembly.